This is a messenger RNA of Scaptodrosophila lebanonensis, 1439 nucleotides long. RefSeq names its product cleavage stimulation factor subunit 1 (gene CstF50). Gene Ontology annotation, cellular component: mRNA cleavage stimulating factor complex. The record is from RefSeq and is a predicted model, not a curated record. Gene Ontology annotation, biological process: mRNA 3'-end processing. Gene Ontology annotation, molecular function: protein binding; RNA binding. NCBI's taxonomy places the organism in Eukaryota, Metazoa, Arthropoda, Insecta, Diptera, Drosophilidae. The coding region runs from base 116 to 1390 and encodes 424 amino acids. The transcript is spliced from 2 exons.
CAAAUAUAUUCACAUACGUAUAUUAAAAAUCAGUAUUUUUGUGAUUCUAAUCUUGGUCACACUGCGGACACCGUAAAUAUUCUGUUUUUUGUUUGUUGAUAAUAGAAGAUUGAAGAUGCGUGAUGAGAUAUUGGAUCCCCGGAACUUGGUUAAGAACCGAGAAAUACUAUAUCGUCUGAUCAUCAGUCAGCUUAUGUACGAUGGCUUGGAAAAAUUUGCCAUGGAGCUAUCCAUGCUGGUUAAGGCGGACCAGUGCGCGCCAAGUGAGCGUCUCCUUCAUGUGAUGAUAGCAGGGAUGCAGACUUUGUCGGAAAAGGAUCAGAACAAUAAGGACGACGUGUUGCCUGGAAUUGACUUGGAAUUCGAGCCAGACGCAUCAGCACUGGCGCCAGAGCCACACUCGUAUGAAACCGCGUACGUGACGUCUCACAAGCAAGCUUGCCGGGCUGGUGCCUUUAGCUGCGAUGGUUCUCUAGUGGCUACUGGCAGUGUGGAUGCAAGCAUUAAAAUUUUGGACGUGGAAAGAAUGUUGGCCAAGUCCGCUCCGGAAGAAGUUGAGCCGGGCCGCGAACAGCAAGGCCAUCCAGUUAUACGCACUCUCUAUGAUCAUACAGAUGAGGUGUCCUAUCUAGAGUUCCACCCCAAGGACCAUAUACUGGCUUCAGCUUCUCGCGACGGCACUGUAAAACUCUUCGACAUUGCCAAGCCAUCUGUGAAGAAGGCCCAUAAAGUCUUCACCGACUGCGAACCGGUACUCUGCCUUUCCUUUCAUCCAACUGGCGACUAUUUAGCCAUCGGCACAGAGCACAAUGUGUUGCGCGUCUACGAUGUGCAGACGGCCCAGUGUUUUGUGAGCGCCAUUCCCUCUCAACAGCAUAAAUCGGGCGUCACAUGCGUGAAGUACUCCCCAACGGCAAAGCUCUACGCCACCGGCAGUUACGAUGGUGACAUUAAGGUCUGGGAUGGUAUUAGCGGACGCUGCGUCAAUACGAUUGCCGAGGCUCAUGGCGGGGCGGCCAUUUGUUCACUGGAGUUCACGCGCAACGGCAAGUAUCUUCUAUCCUCGGGCAUGGACUCGCUGGUCUAUUUGUGGGAGCUCUGUACCAGUCGUCCCAUUCAGACCUACACGGGCGCGGGCACCACCGGCAAACAGGAGCAUCAGACAGAGGCGGUUUUCAACCACACCGAGGACUAUGUGCUGUUUCCGGACGAGGCCACAACAUCGCUGUGCUCGUGGAACUCCCGUAAUGGCUGUCGGCUGACUUUGAACUCGCUGGGCCACAACGGUCCUGUGCGGUAUAUAGUCCACUCCCCCAAUGCGCCUGCUUUUCUCACUUGCUCCGAUGACUUCCGGGCGCGAUUCUGGUAUCGUCGAGCCACUAAUCAAUAAGUUUGUUGUAAACCGAAUAAAGAUAUCCCAGAUAUAAGUACAAAUAGGA